AUGCCUCGUGAAGAAAGCCGUGUUUAUGUUGGAAAUCUACCUCCAGAUGUUCGCGAGAAAGACAUCGAGGAUAUCUUUUCAAAAUAUGGAAAAAUUCGUUUCAUUGACAUCAAGGGAGGUCGUGGGCCGCUCUACGCCUUCAUCGACUUUGAUGAUCCACGUGAUGCAGAUGAUGCCGUACGCGGUCGCGACGGAUAUGACUUUGAUGGAUGUCGCAUCCGUGUAGAAUUCACUCGUGGAGUCGGACCUCGUGGACCAGGAGGUCGUCCACUAAAUGGCGGUUAUGGAGGAGGAGGCAGAGAUUGGGGAGGUCCUCGCCGUGGUGCACCACCUUCGCGUCGUUCGAAUUACCGUGUCAUUGUCGAAGGACUUCCUGCGACAGGAUCGUGGCAGGACCUGAAGGAUCACAUGCGAGAAGCAGGGGAGGUGUGUUAUGCUGAUGUUGCUAGAGAUGGUACCGGUGUGGUGGAGUUUACAAGGCUUGAUGACAUGAAAUAUGCUGUGAGAAAACUCGAUGACACUAAGUUCCGCUCCCAUGAAGGAGAGACUGCGUAUAUACGUGUACGCGAAGACUCCACCAGCGGUAGCCGCAGUAAUGCUCGCUCCAGAAGCCGCUCUCGCAGUCCCCGUCGUUCAUCCCCUAAGUAUAGCCCUCGUCGCUCACCUUCACGCAGCCGAUCGGGUUCGCGAUCGCCAUCUCGUUCUCGCAGUCGAUCGCGUGAUUAA
Strongylus vulgaris is the source of this 726-nucleotide messenger RNA. The record is from the annotation of a GenBank genome assembly. NCBI's taxonomy places the organism in Eukaryota, Metazoa, Nematoda, Chromadorea, Rhabditida, Strongylidae.